This is a messenger RNA of Cephus cinctus (wheat stem sawfly), 3051 nucleotides long. Its product is annotated as mediator of RNA polymerase II transcription subunit 15. Gene Ontology annotation, cellular component: nucleolus; cytoplasm. NCBI's taxonomy places the organism in Eukaryota, Metazoa, Arthropoda, Insecta, Hymenoptera, Cephidae. The transcript is spliced from 7 exons. The coding region runs from base 498 to 1748 and encodes 416 amino acids. Gene Ontology annotation, biological process: RNA processing; adenosine to inosine editing. Gene Ontology annotation, molecular function: tRNA-specific adenosine deaminase activity; double-stranded RNA binding; double-stranded RNA adenosine deaminase activity. The record is from RefSeq and is a predicted model, not a curated record.
CAAAAACGUCACAUCCGUUGCUUCCAUGACGCAUGUAGAGCUUGCUUCACUCUCUGUCAAUGGUGUAAGAACAGAGUAAAUUUCUACAGAAAGAAAACGGAUUACUUAAUUACACAUACGAAACCAUAAUUCUACAGCUACUAGGGUAUCAUUGAAAUCAAUGAGCAUUUACAAUUGAGUACAAUUAAUUCCUGACAAAGGUGUGUAGUCGACGACAUUAUUCACGAUGUAUUCAAGAAACAGACCAAAUCAGAGCUAUGGCAAUGCUCGUGGCCUUAUGAACAAUCCUGGAAAUGGAGGAGCAUUUCCACCACCAAGCACAGCCUUAGUAGCUAUACAACAAUACCGAGGAGUACAACCAGCAGGGGAAUUUCCAGCCGUCACAAAUUCCACCAGCAAAUCAGCAGGGUAACUUUAAGCCCAAUCUUCAGAAUUCUCAACCAUUCAAGCCACAGCCUCCUUCUCAACCUCAACAGCAACAGCAACAGCAACAGGUAAUGAGAAACCCAAAUCAAAAUCAACAACAAGUGAAGAUGCCGUCGCAGCAACAACAGCCACCAUCUCUUCAACAACAGCAACAACAACAACCACCACCAUCAGUUCAGCAGCAACAACAGCAACCGCAACAACAACAGCAACAGCAGCAACAACAUUUACUUGUCCAACAACCUCCACAGCCACCGCGGCUCAAACCGAUUCUCAAACAAACUAGUAGUAUCCCUCCUAAUCCUGAACCCGCUGCUCCUGGUAAUACACCACAGCUUCCACCACCAGCAUCUACUCCUACACCCGCACCUGCACCAGUUAAUAAUGGUCAGGAAACUCAGAAUGACAAUACAUCAAUGGAGAGCGUAGACGCGGACACGCAAGAUGUGCCUAAGUGGAAACGGAGUAAAACACUUGGAUACAAGGUAAAUAGACGCCUCAAGCGACUGCGGAUGAAUCAACGAUUAAGGAAGACGCUGCAGCCAAAGAAUGCGAUAAUGGUACUAAAUGAAAUGAAGACUGGAGUUCAGUUUACAUUCCCAGAAACUCAAGCAAAUUCUCUCUUUCUCGUACAUGCUGAGAUCGAUGGUAAAACAUAUGUCGGUCAAGGGUUGUCGAAGCCUCUCGCACGGCAAAAUGCCGCGGAAAACGCUUUGAAGUGUUUGUUACUUGAAAAAAUGACGGCUGCAGCAAUGAAGGCUAGAAUCGAUGCUGAAACAGACGGACAGGCGAGUCAACCAAUGGAAACAACACCAUCUCCGUCUAAAGAAGAGAAUGUCGAGAAUAUGAUCGUUUCCACAGAACCCACUACGGAGGAAUCCGACGAGAUUCCUUGGAGUUCACUCGCCAGCUUUGCACUUUACAAGUUAUUUCUUGAAUGGCAAAAUCAGGGUACCGUUGUACCGGUUCCUAGACCUGGCGUGUCUCCAGGAAAGGUCAAGAAGGAGCAUAAGUCUCCCGUUCAAAAAGAACUUCCGUGUAAUGCAAUUAACAUUCAUCCUGUAAUGUUACUAAAUCAAAUGAGACCAGGUCUGACGUAUGUGGAAAUAAAUCGUGUUGGUAAUCCGCCUAACACCAUGUUUACUUUAGCUGUUGAUAUUGAUGGUGUCGAAUAUACUGGUGCAGCAAAAAAUAAAAAGGAUGCUAAGAAAACAGCCGCUAAAGCAGCACUGAGUGCUCUUUACGGUUUGACGUAUCCCGAGGAAGAUGUAAAAAUCGAACAGGGCGCAAUGGAUCACACGGAAGACAUCGCUAUAUGUUAAGAAUUACUAAUAUCUUUAUUAAGAAUUUUUAAUAUCUUCAUUGAUUUAUUCGUAUUUUGCAUGAGAUAUGAAUUUAUUGAAAGGCCACAGAGAAUAGAUGCAUGCGAUAUAUCAUAGUAUUGGAAAAGUUUUCCAUUUUGCUCAGAGCAGGAAACUGAUCUUUAUAAUGAAUAUAAAGUUUUACGUUAUUAAAAUUCAUCUAUAGACACGUGCGACUUUUAAUGGUUAAAAAUUGAAACUUAACCAUUUUCGCCAACAAAAUGAAAUUAUACUUAAAUGAUCUUUUUCAUAUACACUUUUAUUAAAAUAAUGCAUAUCAUUGAGCAUACUUAUACAAUGAUGGAAUUUAGGAACGACAACGACGUUAUUUGUCGGUAAUAGUCAGCCUUCACUUUAUCAAUUUCAUUAAGCAUUUUCUUAUCAUGUCAUAAUUUCAAUAAUGCAAGUAUUAUAAUUCAAGUGGUUCAUUGUUACCGUUUUAUCACUUAUUAAGGGGUUAGGCUACUGUAGCGGCGGAAAAAAUAGGCGUAUUUUGUGAAUUUUUUUCAACGGAACUGUGAAAUAAAUCUGAAUUACAAAAUAAGCUCUUUAUUAUACAAGUAAUAUACUAUAAAAAAAAAAUUUUUCAAAGCAAUACAUGUCAAAAUGGCGACUGCACAGCAUUUCUCCGACGACGCCUUUGUUUAUACGGCCGAAUCAGUACCUCCUGCAAUUUUUAAGUUACGAUGAAAAACCAAAGGUUUUCCGAUUAUUUAUGAUUGUAGCUGUAGAAGUACGUAGGAUUUUCUCGAUAUAUUGAUUAUUGCCAAAAUGGCGCAUUUCUAAGUCAAAAAGUAUACAAUGCCAUGAGAAAGUCGUCAGGAAAUUGUUUAUAAAAAAGGAACUAUGCAAUAUAAUGAAAAAAUUCUACGUACUGCCUUAGACAAUGUAAUUCUAAAUGUACAGUAAAAUUUCAAAUGAAUUGGUUGAAAUUUGUUUGAGGUAUGAGUUCGGUUGACUUAAAAAAUGUAGUUUUGAGAUAAACGCGUUUAAAGUUUGUAGGAAAUCAGGACAUGAAUAAUGUUUCAAUACCUAGAGUACGAAAAUCGAGUACUUAGGGUUUUUUCACGAACAUAAUCUUGUGGAAUAUAAUUCUAUAGAUAUUAAGGUACCUUUUUAUCUAAAAAAAAAUCGGUUUUUUGAAAAUCCUAUAUUGUCCUAACCCCUUAAAGUGAUUACUCUGCAAUGUAAGUUUUAUCAUGUAUAGUUUUUCAGAAUAUUACAGUAUUCUGGGCUAAAUAAAUUAGGAUCAAUCUGUGUGCAA